AUGGGAGGAAGAGAAGGAGUGUGCAGAGCUUGGGAGGAAGACAUUUACUGGAACCAUUUUCAAUUCAUCAGUUUCACUCAAUUUCUCCGCUCUGAUUUUGAUCAACAACUUGCACUUCCUAAAACAUUUUCUGAGAAUAUAAAGAAGAAAUUGCCAGAGAGCGUGACGCUAAAAGGUCCUGGUGGAGUACUGUGGAAUAUAGAGCUGACAACAAGAGAAGAUACCUUGUACUUCACGUACGGUUGGCAACAGUUUGUGAAAGAACACUCUUUGAAAGAAAAUGAUUUCCUUGUCUUUAAGUACAACGGUGAAUCGUUGUUUGAAGUUUUAAUCUUUGAUGGCAAGAGUUUAUGUGAGAAGGCAGCUUGUUAUUUUGUUCGAAAAUUUCAGCCUGCUGCCAAUACUGAACAAGGGGGUGGAUGUUCUACCAAGAAAAGGGACUCAGAUAAUUCUGUUGAAGAAGUUAAAACUCCUAAUGGUGUUGAUGAAGGUGUUUCACCUGUCAAAUCCUUGCAUCCUAACAGUACCCGAGUGCCACAUGAUGUACCUAUCGAAACUACUAAUGGCAAGACUUCUAAUGCUGGUGUUGAACCUGCUUCCGCAGAGCAAUUCAUGUCUGAUGCGGUCACUGAUACUGAGCCAAAAACUGUUCCAUCCCAAACAACUGGUAAACGGACAAGGAGGAGGCCUGUUUAUGCCGAUAUGUCUGUCCCGAGUAAGAAGAGAGGAAGACCACCAAAAACUGCUAAUUCUCACGAGAGAGCUCGUAAUUGUGUGUCUGGGGCUGAACUUUCUCCCAAGGUUUCUCCAAAGGUCUCUCCCAAGGAUUCUCCAAAGGUCUCUCCCAAGGUCUCUCCAAAGGUCGGAUUGGGAACCAAAGAACUAUAUAGUUCAAAUAGAAGGCCUGUCACAAAAAAUGAGAUUGAAAACACUCUUCAGUUGGCCAAGGCAGCAUGUGCCGAAGACACCUUGCUUGUAACUAUGCGACCUACGCAUGUAUACAAGAGAUUCUUCGUGUCAUUCCCUAAUAAGUGGAUAAUAAAUCAUCUUUCUCCGUCAUCUCAAGAUGUGAUAUUACGCAUGGGGAAGAGAGAAUGGAUUGGGAAAUACUUCUAUUAUAAUACGCGUAGCAGUGGAGGACUUACCGGUGGAUGGAAAUAUUUUGCGCUCCAAAAUAACCUUGAAGAGUUUGAUGUGUGUUUGUUUAAGCCUGCAGGUUAUAUGUACAAAACGUUGAUCUUAGAAAUGACCAUUUUUAGAGUUGUUGAGGAGAUUACUCCUCUUACUAAGGUUAAUUCUCCGGGAAAGAAGAGAUCAAUUAAGAAAACACCAACCGGGGUGAAUUCUCCAGGAAAGAAGAGUAAGAAAACACCAACUGGGGUGAAUUCUCCGGAAAAAAAGGGGCCAAUUAAGAAAACACCAACACCAACCGAGGUGAUUUCUCCGAGAAAGAAGAGGUCAAUUAAGAAAAGACCAACCGGUGAUGUCCAAACAGAACUCGAGUCCUUUGAACCACUAGUAAAGAAGAGGGGAGUUGAUAUAACACUGACCAGUGCUGUCCAAACAGAACUCGACUCCAUCGAAGGUGCGUAG
This is a messenger RNA of Lathyrus sativus (Indian pea), 1593 nucleotides long. NCBI's taxonomy places the organism in Eukaryota, Viridiplantae, Streptophyta, Magnoliopsida, Fabales, Fabaceae. The record is from the annotation of a GenBank genome assembly.